UUAAGAUCUGUUCACAGUGUUUUAUCCCAAACUCAACCAGAUCUGCUGAGAGAAGUUAUACUAGUUGAUGAUUGCUCAACAUUAGGUCCGUGGUAAUUUUUUUUCCAAACAUUGGCGAAAGCAAUGCGUGAACUUCCCAUCUAGUAGUUAUAGCCCACCAAACAUUGGCGACAGCAAUGCGUGAACUUCCCAUCUAGUAGUUAUAGCCCGCCAAACAUUGGCGACAGCAAUGCGUGAACUUCCCAUCUAGUAGUUAUAGCCCGCCAAACAUUGGCGACAGCAAUGCGUGAACUUCCCAUCUAGUAGUUAUAGCCCGCCAAACAUUGGCGACAGCAAUGCGUGAACUUCCCAUCUAGUAGUUAUAGCCCGCCAAACAUUGGCGACAGCAAUGCGUGAACUUCCCAUCUACUAGUUAUAGCCCGCCAAACAUUGGCGACAGCAAUGCGUGAACUUCCCAUCUACUAGUUAUAGCCCGCCAAACAUUGGCGAAAGCAAUGCGUGAACUUCCCAUCUACUAAAGUCACUUGACAAAAACUUGAGCUCAAGCGACGCACAUUUAAGAAUGCCAAUUUUGUUACACCCCCCACCCUUCCCCCCAUGAUACGACACUGCACACUUUUUAUUUCACGCCCAUGAACUAUAUUAAUAUUCUUAAUAUCCCAACCACUUUUAAAUCGAUUAUUUUUUACCCAAUAUUUAAAUUGAGACGAUUUCAUUUCCGAAAAGAAAAUAUUUCUCACCAAACGCAAUUGCAUCAUUAAAAAAUAAAUUUACAUCAUUUAUAGCGUAGUUAUCUGGAAUUAUAUUUUACGGGCUAGUGAACUCAUUAUUGAACCACACUCUGGCGUAUCUAUAAAUAGCAUGCGUGGUGUUUGAACCGUGUUGGUGUUUGAACUUUGCUGGCGAAUUAUAGAUAGAGAUGAUUUAAAUAUGUGUCAACUUUGAUCAAAUUUUUUUAACAUGGAUCCCCCUCCCACCCACUCCUUUACUACAUAGCUUUCUUGGGAGCUCCUCUGGACAAAUACUUCAGUCCAGUCCCCAAAGUGAAAAUAGUUCGAGCCGAGAAGAAAGGCGGUUUGAUCAAAGCAAGACUUCUGGGGUUUGAGGCGUCCACGGCCCCAGUGGCUGUGUUUUUGGAUGCCCACAUUGAGUGUUUCCCAGGUAAGUGAGACGUAACAUACUUGUUGGAUUAAAUCAACUGCUCGGAAUGUUUUUGUUUUUUUAACUUCACACUAAAUAACUAUCUCCAACCCCCCCCCCUUUUUUUUUCUUCUUAAAAUUCCUCAUCAUUCCAACCUGCGUUGACGUCUUCAGACUGGGCUGAAUCGUUGUUGCUGCAGAUCAAAUUGAACCCUAAGGCCGUUGUGUUUCCAUUCAUUGCUAAAAUCAGCGAUAAGACAUUCGGUGUCCGCUGCAAAUACGAUUCCAACUACUACGGAAGUUUUCAUUUCAAAAAUCUUUUUUUUGAUUGGAUGGAGAUUCCAAAACGUGAGUUCGACAGGAGGAAGGAUAUCACCAUACCUUUCAGGUGA
Lymnaea stagnalis (great pond snail) is the source of this 1532-nucleotide messenger RNA. Lineage: Eukaryota; Metazoa; Mollusca; Gastropoda; Lymnaeidae. The record is from the annotation of a GenBank genome assembly.